Molecule: messenger RNA, 762 nt
Organism: Scedosporium apiospermum
Lineage: Eukaryota; Fungi; Ascomycota; Sordariomycetes; Microascales; Microascaceae
Exons: 5
Coding region: 1-762 (253 amino acids)
Biological process (GO): ubiquitin-dependent protein catabolic process
Cellular component (GO): cytosol; nucleus; proteasome core complex, alpha-subunit complex
Source: RefSeq, a predicted model, not a curated record
AUGUCGAACACCGCAUCGGAUAGACAUAUUACGAUUUUCUCGGAGCAGGGUCGCCUGUACCAAGUCGAAUAUGCCUUCAAAGCCAUUACUGCGGCCAAUAUCAUGUCGGUGGGACUAAAAGGCAAGGACUGCGCCGUCGUCUUGUCCCAGAAGAAGGUCCCCGAUAAGCUCAUCGACCCCUCGUCCGUCUCGCACAUCUUCCAAAUCUCGCCAUCCGUCGGCUGCGUCAUGACUGGAUCAAUCGCCGAUGCCAGGCCCCUAGCUCAGCGUGCGCAGUCUGAGGCUGCCGAGUUCAAGUAUAAGUAUGGCUACGAGAUGCCCGCGGAUGCCCUUGCCAAGAGGCUCGCAAACAUCAGCCAAGUCUAUACGCAGAGGGCCAUGAUGAGGCCGUAUGGUGUUGCGACCACGCUGAUUGCUCUCGACUCGGAGUACGGACCCCAGCUUUUCAAGUGCGACCCGGCUGGAUACUAUAUCGGAUAUAAGGGUGUCGCCGCGGGCCCCAAACAACAAGAGGCUCUCAAUCAUCUGGAGAAGAAGCUCCGGAACAAGGACAGCGCGCCAGGUUCGUGGGAGGAUGUGGUUGAGUUGGCCAUCACGACACUGAGCACCGUCCUCAGCAUGGACUUCAAGAAGACGGAGAUCGAGAUUGGUAUUGUAGGAGGGCCGCGGGCUGAUGGCAAGGAGGGAACCGAGCCCGGGUUCAGGACGUUGACGGAGGAGGAGAUCGACGAGAGAUUACAAGCGAUUGCCGAGAAGGAUUAA